AUUAUAAAUGCCAAAGGUAGUUGAUAGCUAUGUUCUUGAGAGAAGUAUAGGAAAAGGAUAAUUUGGCGAGGUGUUCAAAGGAUAUAAUAAGCAAACAAAUGUUGACAUAGCAGUGAAAUGCGUAAAGAGGUGUUAAAUAUAUCAAAUUAUUAGGGAACUGCUAAAAGGGAAGUUUACAGAGUUGUUAGAAAAUGAAAUAAAAGUGCUGAGGACUUGCAAUAAUGAUAACAUUAUUAAGUUAUAUGAUAUAAAGAAGACAGCUAACAACAUUUAUUUGAUUAUGGAAUACUGCAAUGAAGGUGAUCUUUCAUGUAAUAAUAAUUAUCAUUUAAAUUUAGAGUACAUAAAAUAGAAGAAAUUUUUACUAGAAGAAGAAGCAGUUGAUUACUUACUAUAGAUUCUAAAUGGCUUUAAAACACUUGUUAAGAAUAAAAUAAUGCAUAGAGAUUUUAAAUUGGCAAAUAUCCUAAAGCAUGAUGGCAAUAUAAAAAUAGCUGAUUUUGGAUUUUCUAAACUUUUGAAUGACAAUCAAGGAUUUGCAACUACAAUGUUAGGAUCUCCUCUCAAUAUGGCUCCAGAAGUACUUAAUAGUUAAGAAUAUGACAAUAAGGCAGAUAUAUGGUCUAUUGGUACUUGUUUUUAUGAACUAUUAUUUGGAAAGUCUCCAUUUACAGCUAUUAAUAUGGUGGAAUUAUUAAAAAACAUAUAAACUAAACAAUUUGUUAUUAAUAGAAAAGUGAAUAAUAUUUCCCCUAUUGCAGAAGAUUUAUUAAAAAAAAUGCUUGUAGUAAAUCCUAAAAAUAGAAUAUCUUGGGAAGAUCUAUUUAAUCAUGAAAUAAAUUUCUAUCAAGAGGAAAAGUUAAAAAAAGAUUUAGAAACAACACUAAAAGGUGGAGAAUUAAUGAUGAAUAUGAGUAAAUUCUAUAUUAAAAAUAAUAUGGUUAUUGAUCAUCCAGCAGAAAUUAAAAAAAAGGAAGAUUUAAAUAAUUUUGCUAUGUAAGUAGCUUAAAAGGGUCCUUAAAAUCAAUAAUAAUAAUAUGUAGGACCUCUAUUAAAGAAACCACAAGAAGAAAAUAAUCUUGCUAGAUAAGAUUCAGCUAAAACUGUUUAAAGUACUUAAGGAGCUGUUUAAGAUAUUGGUAAUGAAGAAGUUACUGAUAAAGAAACUUAAAGAGAAAAAGAAAUUAAAGCUAAAAAAAGAAAUGCUAAUAGAAUUUUACAUGAAAGAAAUAUUUAUGUAUUUCUUGCAUCUGUUGCUGAAGAAGCUAUGAAUAAUUAAACUAUUCAAAAUUAUGAUGUUACAGGCUUCUUACUUGUUAAGAAAUUAUUAUAAUUAAUUGAUUUCCUUAAAACUAUUCUAUAAGAUAAAUAAAAUUGUUAUGGAUUAGAGUAAUUUAUUAUUUAUAUUAAUAUUAUAGAUUUUGGGAAUAAUUUACUUAAAGCAAAGACUAUAAAGAUAUACACACAUAUAUUUCUAAAGAAUUUGAUGUAUUCAAAUCCUAUUUUGAUUCAAUCUAUGAAAAAAUUAGUAUUUAAAUUCAAUAAAGACCAAAAAUAGAUGAAGCUAUUAAAUAAGCUAUUAACAAUAACUUUAAAUAGAACAAUCAAUAAAUAUUAGUCAAAUGCUUAGUAGAAUACUCAAAAUUAUUGAUUGAAACUCUUAAAAAAAUAAAUGCUUAAGAUCAAGUAAUUCAUAUAUAUGUAUAUAUAUUAAGAAUCGAUAAUAAUGGAUUCAUGCUGAUAGAGUGUUAGACUGUAUUCGAUUAGAAGAAACUUUUUAAUUUGAUGACAAAAAUACAAAUUAAUAAUUCAAUUUCAAAUAAUAUUAUGAAAAUGACAAUCUAUUAGAAAUAGAAGCUUUAUCUAAAAAAGUGUUGUUAAAGUUUGAGAGACUUAAAUGAAUUAUAAUUAUCUGAUCA
Paramecium sonneborni is the source of this 1919-nucleotide messenger RNA. Lineage: Eukaryota; Ciliophora; Oligohymenophorea; Peniculida; Parameciidae. The record is from the annotation of a GenBank genome assembly.